AUGUGCGAGAGCAGUGGCAGCGAGCACUCAGCAACAGAAGAGAUAAGCCCUGACAACCUGUCCGAUCUUGUGGCCUCGUUCAUGGAGAAAGAAGGGGAAGGCAUUGAAUUGUUUCUAGUAGACGAGGAGAUUGAGAAGUGUAACAUUGAGGACUUCUCCAAGGUUUCCGAUGCCAAGACUAUGGACACGUUGAGGGAUCUUCUAGGAUACAACAUUGUGAGAGAUGACGCGAAGGAGAUGAUUUCAAGCGUGAGCUCAUUGUGCAAAUCUCGCUGGGAGAAAACGGGGCAACGACCGGCAGGAGACUACCAGGACAUAGAUGUUAUCAAUGCUAAUGGACAACGCUACAUUGUUGCGGUCCAUUUAGCAGCCAUCUUCAAGAUAGCCCGACCGAGGGAGCAGUUCACUUCAAUGUUGGGACUCUUCCCCUUGAUCUUCGUAGGUCAGCGCGAGGAGCUGAAGAAGCUGGUGAGGGUGAUGAGUGACGCCAUGAAACAGUCCAUGAAGAGAUCGGAGCUCUCGAUGCCUCCGUGGAGGAGUGAGUAUAUGCAAUCCAAGUGGUUCGGGUCCUACAAGCGGACUACCAACAAUACCUAG
Molecule: messenger RNA, 597 nt
Organism: Punica granatum (pomegranate)
Lineage: Eukaryota; Viridiplantae; Streptophyta; Magnoliopsida; Myrtales; Lythraceae
Source: RefSeq, a predicted model, not a curated record